This is a messenger RNA of Psilocybe cubensis, 639 nucleotides long. RefSeq lists its product as uncharacterized. NCBI's taxonomy places the organism in Eukaryota, Fungi, Basidiomycota, Agaricomycetes, Agaricales, Agrocybaceae. Bases 1 to 639 code for a protein of 212 amino acids. The record is from RefSeq and is a predicted model, not a curated record. The transcript has 3 exons.
AUGAGCACCGCAGCAAACUCUUAUUACUUCCGUCGCCGCACCAUGGGCCGAGCGGCCUCACCUCCGACGUGGGCAUGCUACGAGCAGAUCCAUAACGACGACGAUUACAGCGACUCUGACUCGGAUUCUUGCUCCGAGGAUGACGACGACUACAAGGAGAGUGGUGUUCGAGGACAACAUCAUGGGUCGGAUUCAGAUGAGAACGAGCCUGGGGUAGCUGCGGUAGAGACAUCCAGGAACGACGACGAUGGACACGACAUCGACAUGGAUAUGGAUGUAGACAGUCCUGAGGGAGCGUCUAAAGACGCCGCGGCAGACAAGCAGAAGAAUGCUAAGGGAAAGCAGCGAGCCAUUGAGCCCGAACCAGAGUCACCAAGACGCCAGAGGAAGAAGCGCCAACAUGUCUACACUCUCAGGCCAAUCUUGACUAUUCAGAAGAGUCAAGGCUUCGUAUGGAACCAGGACUUGUUCGUCCCCCCAUAUAUCAAAGAUAGAUACAUUGCAUCCACGUCUCCUCCAAACUCCAGGGGAUUCAUCUCCAGCUCUGUUUCGUCGAACAACUCGGCCAUGACGGAUUAUGAGGUCGAAGUUGUAGAGAUCCGAGUGAAAGAGGGAGACCUGGAGGGGAUCAUUCCCUGA